Molecule: messenger RNA, 664 nt
Organism: Hibiscus syriacus
Lineage: Eukaryota; Viridiplantae; Streptophyta; Magnoliopsida; Malvales; Malvaceae
Exons: 1
Coding region: 20-664 (214 amino acids)
Source: RefSeq, a predicted model, not a curated record
AAGUGAAAAACACAAAAAUAUGUGCUCGGAAACAAGUUCCCGGGUAUCAUUUUCGCAUGAUCUAGUCCAACCAACGACCGAACUAAAUGAAACUCGAAGGGACAGAACGAUGUUAGAGCCAUGUCUGGAUUUCGAGUUUGACAUUUGCAGCUUCGAGCAACAUUAUUCAUCGGCAGAUGAAUUGUUUGCAAAUGGAAUGAUACUUCCGAAAGUAGUCAAAGAACGUGAAGUCGCAGCGGUAGUUUCUCUUCCUCCACGGCCUAAACCGUCGACGACGGUCGAGGAUUCAAGGAAAGAAAUGGAGGAAAAGUCACGGUGCAAAUCAUUUUGGGGUUUCAAGAGAAGCAGCAGCCUCAACUGUGACAAAAACAAGAGCUCGAUCUGCUCUAUACCGCUGAUUUCCCGAAGCAAUUCGACCGGUUCGGUCCCCAAUCCGAAACGUUUGUUAAUAAAAGACGGUAACAAGCGUAGGAAUUCGAUGGCUUAUCAAUUUCCUCAAAAGCCUUCUUCGAAGAAAAACAAUGGGAAUUAUGCAUACGGCAACGGUGGUCGAAUCAGUCCAGCCUUGAACGUCCCACCGCCUUAUAUCUCGACAGGAACGGCGGUUCUCUUUGGUUUAGGUUCUUUGUUACGUAAUGGGAAAGUUAAGAAGAGCAAGAAAUGA